AUGGUGAAAAGAACUAGAGCAGAAUGCUUAAUAACAAAUCUUCCACAAUUGCAAAACAAAAUCAAGCGAGAUGCCAAGUCAUACAAGGAUGAGUUUAUGCAACAGCUACGCCAUUUCGAAUCCACUCUUGCUAUCUUCAAUCUCAAACCACAGGAUUCUGUCAUUUCUGAGGAAUUUGCCGACCAAAUUCUGUUUAUUAGCCAUGUUGUUCUUUGCUAUCCUGCAGAAACAAAAGAGUUUCCUGGCAAAUUGAUCGACUUGCUGUCUAAUCAUUACCAGCUUAUGGCACCGGAUAUCAGAAAAACAAUGGUCCAGGCAUUGAUUUUAAUGCGGAACCGUGGAGUUAUCCAGCCAACAACGCAAGUAUUAAUUGGAUUUGUAAUUAUCUUGCUUGGUCUUUUCUUCACCUUGUUCCGUUGCAAAGACAAGGUGCUUCGUCAGAUUCUUCACUCUCAUAUCGUCAGCGACGUCAAAAACUCGAAUGUAAAGUCUAAAAACAAUGCCAUGAACAAGACCCUUCAAAAUUUCAUGUACACGAUGCUAAAUGAUACGAACGAGGUCGCCGCAAAGAAAUCGAUAGAAGUCAUGAUUGAGCUGUACAAAAAGAAUAUUUGGAAUGAUGCAAAAACUGUUAAUGUCAUUGCGGAAGCAUGCUUUUCACACUCACCAAAGAUUGUUGCUUCAGCAAUACACUUUUUCCUUGGAACUAAUGAUAAGGAAGAAGAGUCGGAUGACGAGGAUGCUCAAGAUAUCACUAGUGUACGUCAUGCCUUCCAAAUCAACAAGAAAAAAAAGUCUCGUAUGCACAUGCUUGAAAAGGCAAAAGCGUCAAUCAAAAGAAAAGAACGUAGUAAAUCCAGAGCAGAAGUAUUUAAUUUUUCAGCACUUCAUCUAAUCAAUGAUCCACAAGGGUUUGCCGAAAAGAUCUUUUCUCGACUUCGCCAAGCGGCAAACAAGAAUGCAUUUAAAUUUGAACUUCGUAUGCACAUGAUGAAUCUUGUAUCUCGACUUAUUGGCGUGCACCGGUUGAUUCUUCUUGGAUUUUACGAGUUUCUUGUUCCUUACUUGAAACCCCAUCAACAAGAUGUUACUCUGAUUUUAGCUUAUGUUGCGCAGAGCUCGCACGAGUUGGUUCCGCCUGAUGCACUGGAGCCUGUUGUCAGAGCCAUUGCAGAUAAUUUCGUUUGGUGUAAUUUCUCGUCUGAAGUUGUUUCUGCUGGACUCAAUGGUCUUCGUGAAAUUUGUACUCGUUGUCCACUUGCUAUGCCUGAAGAGCUUCUUAAAAGUCUUCUUGAAGAUUACAAAAACCAUCGCGAAAAGGGACCCAUGAACGCUGCUAGAUCAUUGUUGAGUCUAUAUCGUGAAAUUAAUCCAGAAAUGCUGCGCAAAAAGGACAGAGGAAAAGCAGCAACUAUGGGACUCAAGACCUUCAAACCAAAGCAAUAUGGUGAAAUUGAUCUCAAGGACGAUAUUGACGGCAUUGAGUAUCUUGAUGAAGAUGACGAGCCUGAGGGUACUGGCGAGGAAAAUCAAUCUGAUGAUGAGGCAGACUUUGACUUGGUAUCUGACGAGGAGGAAAGCGUUUUACUUGAAGAUGAUGAAGAUGAAGAUGAAGACGAAGAUGAAGAUGAGGACGAGGAAGAUAGUGAUGAUGAUGAGGUAGAAGAGAAUGAAGAGGAAGUUAAAGAGGCCCAUGAAUCAGAAAAGGAAGCACUCGCCACAAGUCCUAUUAAAAAGCGCAAAUUUGGUAUCACUGGUGAAACCUUACUUACAGACAAAGAUUUUGCACGUAUUCGCGAGCGUCGUAUGGAGGUUGAAGCAGAGCGAGUGGCUGGCAUGCGUGGUGCAAAAGCCCAGCUGGAUAGCGAUUCUGAAGACAAUGACCCAAGCAUUGUUAAUGUGUCUCGUAUUAUUUCAGGAAAUCGUAAAAAGAUGGACUAUGCUGCUCGUAUGGAAACGGUCAAGGUCAAGGAAAAGAGAAACAAGGCAUUUAUGAUGAUUAUCCACAAGCGAGAGGUGCGUGGAAAGGCUCAAAGAUCUCUGUUUGAUAAGCAGCGUACAAUGCGUGCCCAUAUUAAGAAACAAAAACGAAAGGGCCAUUAA
Batrachochytrium dendrobatidis JAM81 is the source of this 2103-nucleotide messenger RNA. RefSeq lists its product as uncharacterized. Lineage: Eukaryota; Fungi; Chytridiomycota; Chytridiomycetes; Rhizophydiales. Gene Ontology annotation, cellular component: nucleolus. Bases 1 to 2103 code for a protein of 700 amino acids. Gene Ontology annotation, biological process: ribosomal large subunit biogenesis; ribosomal large subunit export from nucleus. The record is from RefSeq and is a predicted model, not a curated record. The transcript is spliced from 11 exons.